Molecule: messenger RNA, 627 nt
Organism: Egretta garzetta (little egret)
Lineage: Eukaryota; Metazoa; Chordata; Aves; Pelecaniformes; Ardeidae
Gene: CIMIP5
Product: chromosome unknown C2orf50 homolog
Source: RefSeq, a predicted model, not a curated record
AUGGCGCUGAGAAGUCCUUAUUCUAAGGAAAUGAAUUUGAACACUCAUCAUAAACAAAGGAGCUUUCAAAGUGCAAACAAUAGGAGAUUUAAUUUUCCUAACAGUCCAAAUACUGGGGACAUUGUGAGUCUCAAAAUGGACAAGUUGGGAAAGGGUUCUGGAUUCAGGAGAAAUACCUUGGUGAGGUCUUGGCAACCAGGAACCACACCUCUGGGGCAACCAGCCUCAGCUCCGGCUGUGUCUCUCGGCAGCACCCAACCCCGAAGACCUGUCGUGGCACAACCGGCUGCUCAGGCCCAGGCAGAUGAGCAGGCAGCGCUGCAGCAGGACCAGGUUCAACAGGAUAAGAUCUGGAGAGAGUCUGUGGAGGCUGAACAGAGAGGAAGAAAAAUCUGGUACCAGAACUGGAGUUUCCUAAAGGACUAUGACCAAUUGGGUAAGAAAAAGGAGCAGAAGCCACUGCCAAACUAUAUGUCUGUGUUCUCAAGCGAAGUUCCCAACUCGACCAACCAGACUAUUGGCAGUCGAAUCAAUACUGAACUUGGCAGGGCUCUGGUAAACAUGGAUUACUUCUUCAGCAGUGGAGCACGAAAGAGAAAACUUGAGGAUGAGCUCCAGCUUUCCUAG